AUGCAAGCCCCAAAACUCACAAUAUUCUUAUUUUUGAGGCCAGCUGUAGGACUUCACCCCCCAUCUAAGUUAGCUCUUAAGGCCUCCACUUGCUCGAAGUAUAGCUCGCAAUACCGGCAUUUGCCAUUGAAAAACCAAUUGUGGUGCUUUAUGCAGUGGUGUACCGUGAUCGAACGUCACCGGAACACCCAAUAUGAGAAGGCCAUUUUGGGUACGAUACCUCAGUUUGCCUGUGAGAAGUUUCCUGGCUCAGAGCCAAUUUUGGCUACCCAGAUGAAGUCUGUUGUCUCCUUUUCAUUUGCAUCUUCUGGUGCAACCCCUCAGACUUUACCUUUUGGUUCAUUCUCUAUUUCCACCUCAGCUUUUGGCACUUCGGCUCCAUUAUUUAGUUCAACUCCUCCUUCUCGACUCUCAAAUUUUUCAACUCCUUUUGCUACAGAUGGUGUCUCCGUGCCACACGGAGAGAAGAAUGUAGGGAAGACCAGUAAGAGUGCCUCCAAAGCUGGGAAAUCAAAAGAACCUGAGAAUGAGAAGCCGCAGAUGUUCUGGGCUCCUGCACCGCUGACAGCCAAGUCAUGGGCUGAUGUGGAUGAUGAUGAUUACUAUGCCACCAUUGCCCCUCCCCAGUCUCCUUGGGGGGAGGGGGGGGAGGGUUCGAACAAACCUGAAGAGACUCAUAAACCAGACGCCUUGGAGGUUGUUGUGGAUAUGAGGAUAUCUUUUAAGUAUCUUUUGUACCUUUUCGCAAAAUUUUCGAAUGACUUGUGUGCAAUGAUGGACUAUGAGAAGAACCUCAGAUAUUUGAUGCGUGCUUCUCUUGCUGUAUUUCCCUAUAAUAGUAGCAGUUACUUGCAAAUAUACUAUAAUGGUGAUGAAUGGUUUUCAGUGGUGAUUUCUGGACUGUAG
Molecule: messenger RNA, 906 nt
Organism: Fraxinus pennsylvanica
Lineage: Eukaryota; Viridiplantae; Streptophyta; Magnoliopsida; Lamiales; Oleaceae
Source: the annotation of a GenBank genome assembly